GUCAACUUAUCGCCAGUUUGGCCGAGUUUUGCCGUCGCGUCGUCACGCGAUUAGCGCUUCCGGCUUCUCCUCUACGGUCCCCGCGGUGAUUGAUGAACGAUCGAGAUGCUGGAACCGGAAGUGGAAGCCGCGGUCAUCAAUCUGCGACGGGGCACGAGUUUGAGGAUACCGUCCACCACCACUGUCGAAGAGAGCGAGCUGGGCCUGCGUCGCAGCGGCUCCCUGAGGAUCCCGCGGGCGAGCGACGACCUCGCGCGAGAACGGGCGAGCCUGACGAGCACGAGAUCGUCGCCGUCGUCGACGUUGUCGCUGUCGACCUCCACGUCGUCGUCGGCGUCGGACAGAUGCGCCGGCGAAAGCAGCAGAUCGUCCCGGCCCGCCAGGCGAUACGUACCUGAGGCUGCGAGCGACGCACCUGCGCCGGAGUACCUCGCCAGGAGUCUCCUGCAACUUGGAUGUCCUGCCGUGUCGAUGCCCAAACCUCGUGGCGGUGUCGGGUCGGAGCAACCGCCGAGCAGCGACAGCGAUGACUACACCACCGCCCAUCUCCAGCAGCAAACUGCUGGUGGUUAUGGACAGAACCUGGACGGUUACACCGUGCCCAAAGUCCAGGUGUCGGGCCCACCAAACGCCGAUGAAUCCGCUUCCGUCAUCAAUGGGUCUGCGGGGUCCAUAGGCGCGCGCUCGGCACCCAGCACGCCCCUGCAAGCUGCCCCCGAUGCACCGCAGGCCGGGGGCCAACAAUCGAUCAGCGGGUCCCAACUUACUGUGGCUGGUGCCAGCUAUCCUCAGCCUCCGAGGAGCCCCAGUCACGCGGCCUUGAGAUGUAACGACAGUCACCUUUCGAAGCCACUGAGUAGGAGUACACCAUCGAUGGCAGCUGGCGGCGCGCAAACUCCGGCAAAGGUUAGCAGAUCCUCGUCGAGGUCGUCGCCGACGUCUACCAGCAGCGCGAGGCAGAAGAAGUUCCAUAGGCACUUCAGUCAGUCGUCGAAAUUUCGUUAUCAGGUGGCGGAGGACGAGCGCGUGCUGAAUUACUACAGCUGCGCGCUGGUGGGCGACAUCCUGCUGCAGGGUCACCUGUACAUCACGCCCAACUACUUCGCCUUCUACAGCAACGUGUUCGGCUACGUGACGAAGCUGCUGAUACCGACGGUGUCGGUGCUGAAGAUCAGCAAGGAGAAGACGGCGCGCAUCAUCCCGAACGCGGUGGCGGUGGCCACCGAGGAGGAGCGUCAUGUCUUCUGCUCGCUGCUCUCGCGCGACUCCACCUACAAGCUGAUGAAGCAGGUUUGGGACGCGGCCAUGGAGCCGCGAACGACGGCGGACGCGUUGCCGGCGAUCGACAGCGACGAUACCAAGCUCCUCGUCCCGGACACGCUGCUGGUCGACGAUUCCGAGGUGAACGCCGAGGAGGACGAGUCGAGCAUGUCCGAGAGCGGUACCGAUCUCACGGCGGCCACCAGAUCGCCGACCGUCUGCAGCGAGACCGACGGCGCCCCCGUGACGCUCAACAGGCCGAUUUUGCCACCCGCCAGGCUGGAGACAGCAGUGUUAACGAAGGCGCUGACGCCGAGCAAAUCCGACAGGCUGGGAUCUCUGUUCACCAACGGGCUGAAGCCCGGCAUGGUGAUAGCGAUACUGGUGGCCCUCUUGGCAGUUCUUUACGUAUCGGCGGCUCUAAUGAUGAUGCGCAUUGACAGACUGCACACAGCUUAUUUAAACCACCCUCUCGUCUCGCCGGAACGCUUCACGCAGGAUCGGCUGUUGCACUAUCUCAACACAAAUCUGGAUCAAAUAGUGAAGGUACGGCAGAGUUUGCAGACGCUAUCGCAGCAGUUUGUGACGAUGAGCCAGGGUGGUAGCCAGACGGGGCCGGCCGGCGGCGUGGUGGAACCGGAAGACGCGCCGAGUUAGCCCUCGACGAUAGGACUCGAUUCAAUUCAGCCAAAAAACGACACGAGGCCCCGUCGUCCCGCCGGCGCACGUAGCAUCGCCUCGUGAACGACAACGUCGUACCAUCGUCGUCGUCGUCGUCGUCGUCGUCGUCGUCGCCGUCGUCGACGACGUCGUCGUCGUCGUCAUUGUCUUCGUCGUCGCCGCGCUAUAGUCGUCGGCGACCGCGAGGGUCGAUCCCACGCGACAGUCAAUCGCGCGAUCGUCCCUCCGACUAGGAGUUACUGUCGUUCUAGUACCUAGACUUCCGCGGGAGUUUAGAGAGGCAGCCGUCUCGUGAAACGAGAGACCUCGGGCAUCCCCGAGCGAGGGAAUGGAGUACCCUUUUCUAGCGAACUUUGAAGCGAACCUUGGACGCCCGCGCGAAUUAGAACCGAGCGCUUGCAGAGACUUAUAGGCUGUUCUGACAGAAACAUACAUAUAUGCGUAAAAAGAUACCUCAGACACACAUAUACGAACACACACUUGUAAACAGGGGGGAAAAAGCGAAGAUAAGUGCGCAGCGGGCGAAGGGAUAUCCGCUCUUUUUCUUUUCUUUUUGAACUAGUCACGCGUGUACCUAAGCCCCGGGGUACGACAAGAGAAACAGAAUGAACAAAAUGGUAUAUGUAUAUAUACAUAUAGUAUAUAUAUAUACAGUUGUAUACAUAUAAAGUAUCUAUACAUACAGAUAUAGAUUAACAACGCAUAUUUCGCGAUUACUUGUUCGUUAAUUAUGUAUUUCGAGCUAGUCGGGCACUACUCUAUCACCGCUGCUAUAUACUAUAUGAUAUAUUAAAAAGAUCGACACUAUAUUAUAUAGCAUCACAAUUCGGUAAUCUUAUCUCGAUGUAGCGCGCGGCACACGCGCCGAGCGACGAUACUUCGCCGAGACGUUGAAGUAUCUACCGAGAUAUAAUAGAGGAGUUCGCGCUUUCCUUAUCCGCCAUUAGCUCUUUCAGUACCUGCCUUGAACCUGCAUUUAAUAAUGAUAUAAAAAUCUUAACUCCACGAUAUGUAUCGACCCUUGUCCUCGCCACGUUCUCGGUGUCUCACGAAUCUCGAUGAGACUACAGGUAUUUAAGUUUCUCCGCUGUCAAAUUUCAAACAAAAUUUCGAUACGAAAUGCUACUUGCUGGCGGCAAUUCGUGACGUUCUGUGUUAAGCAAUGAAAAUAUAAGCGUUGAAUAUCAUUGAAGGAAAGGGCGUAACGCGACCUCUCUACAAUGUGAGGAUUGACGGCCGGAUUCUUGAAAAAAUAUACAUGAUUCUCCUCUGCAAUAACAGAGGAGAAUCAUGUAUAUUUUUUCAAUUCUUCAAUUAGCAAAGCUUUCGGUCUCUUAGAAACUUUUCUAAUUGAAGAAAAAUGAAACUUCGUAGCUACUUGCUGACAUCAUUUAACGUGGACAUCGUUCAAGUAAAUCUCGAUGUCUCGACAGACCGUAGCGUUAAACUAAACUAUGAUACAUUACAAAUAGAAAAGGGGUUUUUGACAAAUUUAAAUGAGAGUUGAGACGGACGAAGACUCUUGCCUAAAUAUUAGUAUUUGCAUAUUUGUAUCCCGCAACGAGCGUAAGGGAAUAUUUACUUAAUGACAGUUAAAGUUAAGCGAACACACUGAUGAACACCGGCUGUAAAAUUGCGUUGAAUUAACAAGAGGAAGGUGCUAACGUCCCUACAUUUAGUUCGGUACUGAAAGGGUUAAAUUGCGCAGCUUGGAUGGGCCCGGAGAUGCGAGAGAAAGAGAGGAUGAAACUGAGAGAAAGAAAGAAUCCGCGUUCUCUUGCGUGACUGUUCCUACCGCACGCUCCCGAUUGUUUCUGGAAGUAACGACGGUGUUAUAUCUUCUAGAUUCGAUCACGCGAGUCGUCUGCGUCGAAAGUGACUCCGUUUCGAGAUCAGACAAAUGUCGAGAAUCUUGAAACAUGCAGGGACAUCGAUUUCUUGUCUCUUACUUAAUUUAUUUAUGCUUAAUUUAUUUGAUACAAAAUAUUUGACUGAAUUUAUUUUUUUUUAUUUUAGUAUACACACACACACAUAUCAUAUGCACAUAUACACACACGUACACAUCUAAUGUCUAAGAUAUAUUAAGAUCUGAAAAGCAUAACGAUAUCUAUGAUUAAAUAGGUUUAUAAUUUUAUUAUUUAUUCGAGAUUUGGACAAGUUUUUGGGGAAAAUUUUAAAACUGUUGUUAGUUGAGCUAAUUUGUUUUUAAAUAAAUUAUAUUAAUAAGAAACUCACGUUUACGGGAGUUCCUCGGCAUAUAUCGGGUUGAUUAAAUUUUAGGUAGAAAAGCAGUUUGAGACAUAGAUGAAUUAAGUUUGUCGCAUGUUUCGAAGCUCGCAUUCUGCCGCACUUUCGAGACGUACGGCUCGCGCGCUAAAGUGCUCGCGAAAUAUUUCAUUUACUCGAGCAAAUUCCGAAAUCGUUGCACUUUCCGACGGAACGAUGAAUGUUGAGAGAGACGAAAGAGGCGUUAUUAUAUUUGCGGUUGUAAUAUGGGAGACGAGAGGCUGGAGGUUGACUGUGAUAAUAGGAUCGUGAAUGCGCGCUCGCAGAGGCACGACCGCGCUUACCUCUUUACUGCGCGGAAUCCGCAAAAUAUAGAGAGAAUAACAUUAUCUUUAGGGAGAAAAAAGGGAAAUGCGGGAGUUGCGUAAUAUAUGAUAUGAUAUGCAGCGCAGUGAGGAGGUCGUUUUCGUGGUUUCUUUUUUGCUCGGAGAAGAAGGAAGCAAUUUGAUAAGCGCGAUCGUUUCCCCUUCGAGCUUAAUACGGGAUCUAAGAGAACUGCUGUUAUAUUAAUUAGCUAUAUUUAUAAGAAUGUAAAGAGAGGAGGAAAAAGAGGGAGAGGAAAAAAUUUUAAACGUUGUUUUCUAUAUUGUUUAAUUAUUAAUUAUACUCGUGGGAUAUACAAACGGUAUUAUUUUAAGUUUCAACCUUUUAUUGGACAUUUCUAUUAUCGAUUGACUACGUUGAAUACAUUACUCGCGCAGAAAAACGAGGCGAGAUAACGCGACGUCAUCAGAGCUGAAAAUUUAUUUAUUCUUCUCCGAUUUCCUCUCGAAAACGUCGUGAAAACGUGGGACGGGGCAGUAUUCCUUUCGCGUGUCCGGAAAUGUACGACUCGACUUCACGCGCGAUGAAUAUUCCGUCGACGCGAGAACAUACGCGAGAUUGUUUAACCGUAAAUAGAGACGUAACCAACAUGUAUCGUUACUGACGAUUCGUUGAGAAGCGAAAGCAUACCGAUACAUGCGCCAGAAAACACGAGCACACGUACGAGAAGCAGACCUUGUAAAUCGCUUUGCUCGGAAAACUUUCAAAACCCUCGGGAUUUUUGCAAGCCCGAUCUGUUGUACAUUGUCACACACGAUGAACCCUUGGAAUUUCUAAACACGAUCCUCAGAUCCAUAUCGCAUACGCGGGGAGAUCAAUUCUGAUAUUCGUUUUGUCAUCCGAAUAACAAAGUAGCUUGCCGAUUGGCCGAUUUCCGAUGUCUCAGCAAGAAUUGGAGACGAACCGUAGAUGAACUAUAUGCAGAAAGAAGGAGGAUUAAAACGAGUCAACGGCGGUAUAUUUUGCGAAAUUAAAUUAUCUUUUCGUAAAUCGAAGCUAAAUUUUUGAUUAUAGAAAAUAAAUUUUGGUUGGCUGUUUUUGAUCCAAUUUCAUUGAAUUAUUGUGAACGUAUUGCUGGAAUGAGAUUGCUGCCUUCCAAAUAUAUAGAUAAUUAAAUAAUGCUAUGAAAAUAUAUUUCAGAACGUUAAAUAAUGUUAAGACUUAGUGAAGAAUAGUCACAAAGUGAACAUUAAUUUAAAGAUUAUUUAAGUUUUAACAAAUUUAAUAGACAGAUAUGAGAUACAGUCGCUAGACAGAAGGUUUGGAUGUUUGACAUCUAAGAAAUAUAAGAAGAAGAAAGAAAA
Molecule: messenger RNA, 5855 nt
Organism: Vollenhovia emeryi
Lineage: Eukaryota; Metazoa; Arthropoda; Insecta; Hymenoptera; Formicidae
Product: GRAM domain-containing protein 3-like
Exons: 8
Coding region: 106-1917 (603 amino acids)
Biological process (GO): intracellular sterol transport
Cellular component (GO): endoplasmic reticulum-plasma membrane contact site; endoplasmic reticulum membrane; plasma membrane
Molecular function (GO): sterol transfer activity; sterol binding
Source: RefSeq, a predicted model, not a curated record